Molecule: messenger RNA, 1461 nt
Organism: Chlorella variabilis
Lineage: Eukaryota; Viridiplantae; Chlorophyta; Trebouxiophyceae; Chlorellales; Chlorellaceae
Product: expressed protein
Exons: 8
Coding region: 259-1461 (400 amino acids)
Source: RefSeq, a predicted model, not a curated record
GUAUAAACAGUAAGGAGGAUCCGGCAGGAACGCCGCUGCUGCAGGCCUGAAGCAGCUCAACCUGAGCCACCGUUAUCUUGAGAAAUUGAUUGUGUGCUUUGUGCACAAAGAACAGUGGGUGAUCCCAUAGCUGCUUUUAGCACGUCGAUCUCCAUUUAGGGAGGCAGCCCUGAAGAACUGGCUGCCUCUCUGCGAAUUCGUGAAACGAGCGGCAUCCUCGGCAAACAGCAUCCAGUGUGAGCAGCGUAGGAGGGCGGCAUGGAAAUUGAGGUUCGCGGCCCUGCCGCACCCCAGCACGCCCGGCGGCGCUUCAAGCUGGCCAACGACACCCCCACCGGUUGGCAGCGCAACCUUGUGAUCCCUGUGGCGGCGUUUAUGCUGAUUGCCACCCUGGUGGUGGUGGUGCCCAGCACCGGCUUGGCGCGCUCUCCGUCCCAGCGCCUCACGAACACCGCGUUGCAGUACAUCUCGGCAGCGUCCGCCCUGGCCCGCAGCGGCGCCACAGCGGCUGGCAGUGCCAGCCCCAGCGAUGCCAAGUCAUCUGAGAACGAUGGCGACUGGCCCUGUCGGGAGAGUGGCUACUGCAGUGUGGGCAAGCUGGAGGCUUAUGUGGGCGAGGUAGACAGUUUGGCCGGCUUCAAGGCAGCGUUGGAUGUCUUUACGCGACAGUGGCCCCAUUGUGAACGGUGGGAGCUGCUGCUGCAUUACCUCAAUGGCACGUGGGAUGAGGAAAUUGGUGGCAGGCGCUUCCCUCCUCGUGGGAACUACUCCUUGGCAUUCAUCAAGAUGCUGGAGGAAGAAAGCGGGGUCAAGUUUGCAGAUAUUGAGGGCCCAACGCCCAGCGAUUAUGUUCCCCAGAAUGAGACUUUCAUCUUCACUCCAGGAGACAAGCUUGUACAACUAGUUCGGCUAGCCAACCGUGUGGGCCGCGUGUUGCUGGUGCCGGACCCCGUCUGUGAUUCGCCGUGGCUGCUCACUUACGGUUUUGACGAUGACCAGCACUGCAUUUGGUGGCAUGUGGUGGAUCCUACAUGCAUGCCGGGCAGGUACAUUGUUCACCCUGAUUACAAGGCGUUCUUGCGGCUUCUGCCAGAGGGCACCGAUCAGCCUGCACCAGAUAACACAGUGCACCUGGGCGCCCUUGAGCCAGGGCAGGGGCAGGACACCAAGGAAAAGGCCCAGGCCAGCGCAAGCGAGGUGCACGCGCGGACAGGAAGCCCAGUGAGCACCCCCCAGCCUGGCGCACAGGACACAGUGCAGAGACGCACUGCUGAGCAGCAGCAGGGCGAGGGUCCCAGCUUGGCAGCAGCUGCAAAGGCGGCAGAGCAGAAGGCCGAGCCGCACAUCCUCUUCUUGGACGCCAUUCCGGACCUUACACCCGGCGGCUGGCCCGAGGAGGGCGAGACCGACCAGGCAAGAGCGCCGCAGGGAGCACUUGGCAAACAAUGGGUGAGGGCAUAG